Colletotrichum higginsianum IMI 349063 is the source of this 2814-nucleotide messenger RNA. RefSeq names its product Secreted protein. Lineage: Eukaryota; Fungi; Ascomycota; Sordariomycetes; Glomerellales; Glomerellaceae. The record is from RefSeq and is a predicted model, not a curated record. The transcript has a single exon. Bases 1 to 2814 code for a protein of 937 amino acids.
AUGUCUCGAAUCAUCGUCGGUCUCGUCGCCCUCUCGGGCCUCUUGGGGUCCGGGAGCGCGCAACGCUCCGACAACGGCACCGGGUCCGGCCCCGACAGCGCCACCGUCAAGUGGCUCGGCCGCACGCCGUCCUACAGCGCCGGCACGACCUUUGGCCUCCCGUGGUCCCGCGGCAAGCACUUUAGCAACUCGACCGAGUUCACCGUCUCGGGCGGCGGCGCGCUGCAGACGUGGGUGACGGCGUACUGGUCCGACGGCUCCAUCAAGUGGACGGGCCACGCGAUCCCGGAAUCCGAAUCCAUCCUCGACGAGUACACGGUGAGCGCCUCGUCGUCGUCCAACUCGACGACGCGCUUCUCCCGCGCCAGACGGCAGCAGCAGUCCGGCUCCGGGUCCGGCAUCACCGUGUCCGACUCGGCCGACGCCGUCAGCGUCGACACGGGCAAGCUCGCCGUGACGUUCCCCAAGUCCGGCAGCGCCGUCGUCGGCGAGAUCAAGACGGCCUCGGGCAAGACCAUCGGCCAGAACGGCCGGCUCGUGCUCCACUCGCAGUCCGGCGUCGAGGACCAGGCCGAGCUCCGGGGCCAGCAGGCCGACAUCAAGCACUUCAACUUUGAGAGCAACGUCGAGGAGGUGACGGUCAGCAAGGACAACGUCGCCCGCGCGCUCGUGACGGUGCGCGGGAAGCACGCCGUGCAGGACGGCAGCAGCAGCAGCGGUAGCCACGCCGACUGGCUGCCGUUCGUCCUGCGCUUCUACCUGUACCACAACUCGGAGGCGAUCCGCAUCGUGCACACCGUCAUCUACGACGGCAACGCCGAGGAGGACUUCAUCUCGGGCCUCGGCAUCCGCUUCGAGGUGCCGCUCGAGGGCGAGGAGCAGUACAACCGCCACGUGCGCAUCUCGGGCAUCGACGGCGGCCUCCUGAGCGAGGCCGUCCAGGGCAUCACGGGACUCCGCCGGGACCCGGGCGCCUCGGUCCGCAACGCCCAGUUCGAGGGCGCCGAGCUCGCCGACCCGGCCACGUGGGACCAGAGGGUCACGACGCGCCUGCACUGGAUCCCGACCUGGAGCGACUUCAGCCUCACCCAGCUGUCCCCCGACGGCUUCACCCUCAAGAAGCGCACCAAGGCCGGCCAGAGCUGGGUCAACAUCCCGGGCGGCACCCGCGCCGGCGGGCUCGCGUACCUCGGCGGCGCCACCAAGGGAGGCCUCGCCGUCGGCCUGCGCAACUUCUGGAAGCGCUACCCGACGGGCAUCGACAUCACCAACGCCGCCGCCGAGGACAAGGGCGAGAUCACCAUCUGGAUCUACAGCCCGGCCGCGCCCGCGCUCGACAUCCGGCCCUACCACGACGGCCUCGGCCAGGACACGUACGCCGAGCAGCUCGACGCGCUCGAGAUCACGUACGAGGACUACGAGCCCGGCUUCAACACGCCCUACGGCGUCGCCCGCACCAACGAGAUCUUCGUCUACGGCUUCGAGUCGACGCCGAACCGCACGCUGCUCUCGGACCUGACGGAGCACACCAACAACCCGCCGGUGCUCUACGGCGAGCCCGAGUACCUCGCCGGCACCAAGGCGCUCGGCAACUACUGGUCGCCGCCGGCGCCGUCGCCGCGGUCCGGGGUCGAGGCCGACAUCGAGAAGCACCUCGACUUCCUCUUCCGCUUCUACGAGGAGCAGGUCGAGCAGCGCAAGUGGUACGGCUUCUGGGACCACGGCGACUUCAUCCACGCCUACGACCCGGACCGCCACCAGUGGCGCUACGACGUCGGCGGCUACGCCUGGGACAACUCGGAGCUCUCGCCGGACCUGUUCUUCUGGAACUACUUCCUCCGCACCGGCCGCGAGGACGUCUACCGCUUCGCCGAGGCCCUCGUCCGCCACACGGGCGAGGUCGACGUCUACCACCUCGGCGACCUCAAGGGCCUCGGCACGCGCCACGGCGUCCAGCACUGGGGCGACAGCGCCAAGCAGGCCCGCAUCUCGACGCCGCAGUACCGCAAGGUCUUUUACUUCCUGACCGGCGGCGACGAGCGCACCGGCGAGAUCGUCCAGGAGAUCCUCGACGCCGACAAGACGUACGGCAUCCUCGACCCGAACCGCAAGGUCCGCACCGACGGCUGGGUCCCGACCCCGAACUCGUCCGUCGCCGUCGGCCUCGGCACCGACUGGUCCUCGCUCGCCGCCUCCUGGCUGCUCGAGUGGGAGCGCCGCGGUCCCCGCUGGGAGGAGGCCCGCACCAAGCUGACCAACACGGCCGCCAGCAUCGCCCGCCUCAAGAACGGCUUCGUCACGGGCUCCGGCCUCUACAACCUCGCCGACGGCACCCUCGGACCCCCUCCCUCGGACCCGGACAACAACGGCCUCGUCGCCGUGUCGCACCUCUCGGCCGUCUUCGGCCUCCUCGAGGUCGUCGCCGAGUUCAUCGAGCACGCCGGCGCCGACGUGCCCGAGGGCUUCGAGCAGGCCUGGUACGACUACAGCUACUACUACGGCGCCGGCACCGCCGAGCAGACGGCCCGGUACGGCAAGGGGUUCGGCAACCUGAACCUCAAGCAGGGCCACUCCCGUCUCACGGCGUACGCGGCGCACCGCAACGGCAACGCCACGCUCGCCGCCCGCGCCUGGAACGAGUUCUUCAACACGGACGGCCUCAAGCAGACGUCGCCCUGGUCCACCGUCCGCUUCAACGGCAGCGAGGUGCUGGCGCCCAUCGACGAGGCGGCCUGGAUCUCGACCAACGACGCCGCCCUGUACGGCCUGGCCGCCAUCAUCAACCUGGCCCUGGUGGGGGAUUCUCUUGCGUAA